Messenger RNA from Camponotus floridanus (Florida carpenter ant), 2084 nucleotides. RefSeq names its product mitoguardin (gene Miga). Bases 63 to 1616 code for a protein of 517 amino acids. Lineage: Eukaryota; Metazoa; Arthropoda; Insecta; Hymenoptera; Formicidae. The transcript is spliced from 9 exons. Gene Ontology annotation, biological process: mitochondrial fusion. The record is from RefSeq and is a predicted model, not a curated record.
CAUCGGUUUGUCAGCGCGCGCGUGAGUUUUGGUUUAAUAUUGUUUAUAAUAGAAAAGUGAACAUGACAAUGGCUCUUUUUAACGUGCGGCAAUUCUUCGGUACACUUUAUCAGCGUUACAUGUUCUCGUUACCGGCGAUACACUUUUCUCGUACUCAAAAAAUUUUUAUCAUUUGCUUUGCUAGUGGUUCAAUAUUACUGGGAGGAUUGGCACAAUUUUUGAAAAGACGACGAAGACAUCCUCUACCACCUUCCAGGAGACCCUUCAAAGAUUACAAAACGAGAUUAGCAAGUGCUAAGAACUCCAAUUUUGAUGUACUGUCACAAGCAUCUUGGGCAAGAAGAAGCGAAGCCAGUACUAGAAGUCAUAUCAGUGAUCGUGCAUCGCUCAUCUCUUCUGUGCCAGGAGGAGGUCCAGAUGACGAUGUAAGACUUACUCCACAACAAUAUGGCGUCCUUGGACUCGAGGCGUUGGAAAAGGCGCUUUACUGCUGGGAAGACGCGCUCACUGCGUUUAGCUCGACCCUAAGCAACGAUACCCUAGCUCUACCGUCGAAAGCUGAUGCGGCAUUCACGCACGACGUACAGGAAUUACUCGACAUGGGUUAUCAGAUUCAGAGUCACGCGGAACUGCUCUUCCUCGAUCAGCACUCAGUUUUAUUUCGCAAUGAAAGCGAGGAGAGUCUCAAUAAAACUUCGAACAUCGGGACGCGGAUGUCUGGCAUCAGAGAAAAAGCUGAUGCCGCAUCAUCGCCCGAAUCGUUUGAAUCUGCACGCGAUGGGGUUGCAGAUUUGCGGGAAUUCGAAGAAUUUUCAGAACUCUUUCCACAUUUUGAGAAACAAAAGCUGUAUCAUGCUGCUCUUAAACAAUAUGAGGACAAAGGUAUUCCUUGCAGGAGAUUGCAUACGGAACUUGUAAAGUGCGGCUCAGAUGUAGAAUAUGUAGCAAAAGUAUACUGUUUACGUCAGGCCUAUACAAAAUUAUUUAAUUUACCCGCGGCGGCGGCAUUUAUAGCGGAUAUAGGUCGCCAAGUUAUUAGCGAUUUAAUUAUAUAUGCAGAUAGGGAUCCUAAGGACUAUCUACUGCAUUAUGAGCGUAUGUUGGAAUUCUUGCAAGACGCGCGUAAUCAUAAUAUUAUGGAGGAAGAAUUGAUCGGGCGAGGUGUCAAAUGCAUGAACUUCUAUGAUGUUCUCAUCGAUUUUAUACUCUUAGACGCAUUCGAGGAUGUGGAGAAACCAUUACCACCCAUCAAAGCUAUAGUUCAAAAUAGAUGGGUGUCUGCUAGUUUUAGAGAAACUGCGAUAGGAACAGCAGUGUGGUCCGCCCUCGCAGGUAAAAGAAGAAUGUUGAAAUAUGAUCGAGGCUUCUUGGCGCAUUUUUAUGCGAUCUCUGAGCAUGUUAUACCAGUUCUCGCUUGGGGAUUCUUAGGCUCUGAAGGCAGCCUACGUUCCACUUGUCAUUACUUUAGGGAUCAAGUUAUCGAGUUUCUUAUAGAUAUAUUUAAUUUUUUCAAGGUACGUUAUACCACCGUUGACGAUCUUGCCGCGGAUAUACUUAGGGAAAUGAAAUUAAGGGUAGACAAUAUAAAUCAAAGGUUGUCUUUAGAAGGUUGCUAGUUAUAAAAUGUAUGUACAAUCGUUAGCGUAAUAUAUUAAAUUGAAUUAUAAUUGAUAUAUUGCAAAUUAUUUUGCUUGUAUAUGCAUUAAAAAUGAUAGUAAUGAAAAGGUUUACCUAUAUGUAGAAGAGAAGAUGUUACAAGCAUCAUGUCAACAGCAUCAGCUAAAUUAAACCCACAAUCUGAUAAGGUGAUGCAAUAUAUUACUGCAUUUUAAUUUCCAUUGCCGCACCCGUCAGUAAUUAUACAAAGAGUAUCACUGUAAUUAUCACUGUAAACAGUCUAUUUGAAAUUAUUUUAUAAAGUAAUGUGCACAAAAACAUUGGGCACUCUUGUAUUCGUCAUUAAUUUCAGUAAAAAUUUCACAUGUAUAUAUAAAAUUUCAUUAAGUAGUAAAUAAUUUUAUCAAUCUUGAAUAAAAAUCAGUAGUCUCCGAUAUUCAUUGUUAAACAAAUAAAGAGAAUAGCAA